Molecule: messenger RNA, 1360 nt
Organism: Nicotiana tabacum (common tobacco)
Lineage: Eukaryota; Viridiplantae; Streptophyta; Magnoliopsida; Solanales; Solanaceae
Source: RefSeq, a predicted model, not a curated record
AUCCAAUGUCUUCAAAACCUCAUUACUUGGCCAAAAUGUAGCUAUAUUUUCAGGUCAAGAAGCCAAUAAAUUCAUAUUCAACAAUAGCAACAAGAAGAGUAGAGUUACAAGAAAAUCCAGAUCUUCCAAAGGUUGAUGUGUUAACACAAGUGAUCACUGAACAAGACGAAGAUGGCAAGUACUUGACAGAAGUUGAAAUGGCUGAUAAAUUAUUUGGCUUUAUAGUUGGUGGUUACGAUACUACUGCUACAACUAUAACUUUGGUCAUGAAGUAUCUUAAAGAGAAGCCUGAGUUCUUCAAUGAAAUAAUGGAAGAGCAAAAUGAGAUUUCAAGGAAUAUGAUGCCAAGGAUAGUGCUAUGUUGGGAUGACAUUCAGAAAAUGAGGAAAACUUGGAGCUUUGUGAAUGAAGUAUUAAGAGACACACCAGUUGUUCAAGGCCUUUUCAGAGAAGCCAUAGAGGACAUCACUUAUAAUGACUUCCUCAUACCAAAAGGAUGGAAGAUAUAUUUGAGUUUUGGAGCUACACAGAAAAAUGGUGAAUAUUUUCCAAACCCUACAAAGUUUGAUCCUUGUAGAUUUGAAGGAAAUGGACAGUUAGUUCCUUAUACAUCAGCUCCAUUUGGUGGAGGACACAAAAUAUGUCCAGGAAGAGAAUUUGCAAGAAUAUUAAUUCUUGUUUUCCUUCAUAAUGUACUGAAAAACUUUCAGUGGGAAGCUAAGGAUCCUUCAGAAAAGAUAUUGUGGCCUUAUUUCCUAGUACCCAUCCCCACAGCUGGAUAUCCUGUAACCCUUUCUACUGUGUGAGUUUUUUUUUUAAAUUAUGCAAAAGGAUGUAUCCUAGUUAACGCUGACAACCAAACACUGAAUAAAAUUAUGCAUGAAUUAGUUUUUCUUAUACAGCCAACCAGUUGAUUGUUAGGCUCAAGACUUCCAGUUUUGGUAUUGCCUUCAGGAUCGGGAUUGUAUGCAGUUUAUUAUGAUGCUUCGCGUGUUGGUCUUGAGUGUGUUGUUGCAAGACGGUAGGGUGAUUGUCUAUGCGUGUCACGCCAGUUGAAACUUAGGCAGAUAUCAUCAAUCCUCAGCUCAAACACGUGUCGCACCCACAAGGACACUAACAACAUGUGAGAUAACGUUCACGAUCCCUUGUGUGGUUUAACUUAUCAGAGAUGACCUCAUAUUCUUUUUUCUUGAAAAUAAAAUCUAUUAUAUAGGGGAUUAGGUAAGGGGACGCACAUCUACUGUGUAUGACGUUGUUAUCAAUAUCUAUAUAUAUACAUACCACUAUGCAGCUUGCCAUAUGAUUCUAUCAAAUUUUAAAAAAACUGGUCUUUUAAAAUGUCCCAUUACCAAUAAUCCAU